AUGAAAGUGGGUCUUCUUGAGCUCUCCUUGGGAAAAUUCAGAAAUGUGCUACUUAACCAGACCAAUCCAGUGGAAGCUGUAAUCAGAAACGUUGCAAGCAAUGUGACUGUUGUUAUUUUUCAAGUACAUGCCCAGAAAAGCGAUGUGGUGAUAUCCUUUGAUAAGAAUCCAUCUGUGAACAGCUCAGGAACAGGAGUAGACAAAGGACUGGUUUCCAUUCUUCGGCCUCAACAGAGUGUAUGUACGUGGUACCUUCGGGCACUGGAUGCUAGCCAAGUGCUCAGCACAGCUAUCUCUAUUCCCUAUAUGGAGAAAGAUCCUAUUCCUGGAGGCUGCAAUCUAGAAUUUGACUUGGAAGUGGAUCCAAAUAUUUACCUAGACUAUACAUUGGUUGAUAUACACAUCAAGUUUGCCCCUGCAAACUUGGGAUAUACCAGAGGAGCAAACCCACCAUCCUGCGAUUCAGCGACUGAUCAGAACUCCAGAUGGCGACUGCGCUAUGAUGUCUACCAGUACUUCUUACCAGAGAACGAUCUUUCUGAGAUGGUACUCAUGAGCCACAUACGGAAGAUGUCUGAGGUGCAAAGUAUCAAAGCUAAUGGCAUUAAAAUGCUUACGCUGACAACUGAUGACAAGACCAAUGUCUACUUUUCUUCGCUUCCUGGACAAGGUGUGAUCUACAACGUGAUUGUAUGGGAUCCUCUUUGGAAUACAUCUGCUGCAUACAUACCUGUGCAUACAUAUGCCUGCAGCUUUGCUGACCUGGUGGAUAACUGCUCUUCUCUCAGCAGACUCUCUACCAAAGUAUUCUUCACAGCUGUUGCUAUUCUUGGUCUCUUCGCUUGCUUUUUUGGACACAGAUUCUGGAAAACAGACUUAUUCUUCAUGGGCUUCAUAUUUGCAGGAUUCUUCUUCUUUGUAUUCAUUACAAGGGUAACUGGCCUUAGUUAUGAUGUGCGUCUUAUUUUGACAGCAGUAGCUGGACUUACUGGAGGGCUUUUCCUGGUUGCAAGCUGGUGGAGAUUUGGCUCUGUCCUACUCUGUAUGUUCGUUAUUGGACUUGUACUGGGAUUUCUCUUUUCAUCUACAGUCUUCUUUACUCCACUAGGGGACUACAGAGUCUUCCGUGAUGAUGUUGUGUUCUGGGUGACCUUUUCUUCUGUAGCCUUGAUGAUUCCAGUGCUUUUUGUUGGCUGUCCAAGAAUUCUGAACAUACUGGCCUCUGGAAUAGUAGGCUCUUACUCAGUGGUCCUAGCUAUUGCUUGUUAUGUCUACACAAGUCUUGCUUACAUCACCUUAGACUUACUCAGAAGGGUCCUCAAUGAUUACUUCAACAGAGCUUACACCAAUGUGCCUUUUCAAACAAAUGACUUCAUUAUCCUGUCAGUGUGGGCAAUGCUGGCCCUCAGUGGAGUAACUGUGCAGCUUCGCCGAGAGAGAAGUGAAGUGCCCUUCCCGCCACACCCUUAUCUUACCUGGAAGCGAGAAAGGGAGCGCAGAAGCACCAAUGUCUUAGACCCUAGCCAUCAUAUCCCUCCCCUAAGAGAGAGGAUCCAUAGCAAGAUACACCAUAUCAAAGAAUUUUUUCAGAAAGAGCAGCCGGCUGGGGAAAGAACUCCGUUGCUUCUGUAA
Charadrius vociferus (killdeer) is the source of this 1632-nucleotide messenger RNA. It is a transcript of the gene TM7SF3, whose product is annotated as transmembrane 7 superfamily member 3. The coding region runs from base 1 to 1632 and encodes 543 amino acids. The transcript is spliced from 12 exons. Lineage: Eukaryota; Metazoa; Chordata; Aves; Charadriiformes; Charadriidae. The record is from RefSeq and is a predicted model, not a curated record.